This is a messenger RNA of Aspergillus caelatus, 1812 nucleotides long. Its product is annotated as aspartate aminotransferase. Gene Ontology annotation, molecular function: pyridoxal phosphate binding; L-aspartate:2-oxoglutarate transaminase activity. Lineage: Eukaryota; Fungi; Ascomycota; Eurotiomycetes; Eurotiales; Aspergillaceae. The record is from RefSeq and is a predicted model, not a curated record. Gene Ontology annotation, biological process: L-aspartate biosynthetic process. The transcript is spliced from 4 exons. The coding region runs from base 375 to 1709 and encodes 444 amino acids. Gene Ontology annotation, cellular component: cytosol.
GUUCUCUCUCUCUUUUGGAUUUCGGUGUAUCAUUACUUUGAUAUCCUGCAUUUGGGAAAUAUUUUACUAUACCCUGUACUAUACGCGAUUACUUUCCCUAUACGAGAUUUAUUACCAGAUUACUAUUAUUAUAUGAGUUAUAUUUCCCCUCAUUAUUAGGUAACUGUUCUCCUCAAUACCCCAACUUUUCUAUUUUAUUUUAAUUCCUUAAUUUGCCUCUGACGAAUUCCUUUGGUGCCGUCGGGAUUCCAGUCUCACCAAGAAUUUAUUUGCCCCGGUGAACGCAAGCAGCAAGCCGUGACCUCAGGUGGUGUGACCGGUUAUUUUGUUUGAUCAAUUGGUUUCUUUUUGCCCUUUAAAGCCCCGUCGUCAUCAUGUCGCCUCCGUCCACCUCAGUUUCUUCUUCUUCCACCACCGCUCGUAAUCGUCUCGCGUCACUCUCCGCUCAAGUCAUGGGUUCUGCCAGCCCUUCCGUAUUUUCCACGUCUGUGGUCCCUGCCGCCCCCGAGGAUCCGCUCUUUGGUCUGGCGCAGGCCUUCCGCAAUGACCCUUCUGAUAAGAAAGUCGAUCUGGUUAUCGGCGCCUAUCGUGAUAACAACGCAAAGCCUUGGAUCCUCCCCGUCGUGAAAAAGGCCGGUGAUCUGAUUCGCAAUGAUCCCUCCGUUAACAACGAAUACCUCCCCAUCAAGGGUCUCCCUGAAUUCACCUCGGCCGCCCAGAAAGUGAUUUUGGGAUCUGACAGCCCCGCGAUCCGCGAACAAAGAGUGGCCACUUUCCAAACGAUCUCUGGCACAGGAGCCGUCCAUCUCGGUGCCCUCUUCCUUGCCAAGUUCCACCCCGCGAACCCCAAGCCCACCAUCUACCUCUCCAACCCAACCUGGGCCAACCACAACCAAAUCUUCACCAAUGUCGGCCUCUCCCUCGCGACCUACCCCUACUUCGACGCGAAGACGAAGGGCCUCAACUUCGACGGCAUGCUGAACGGCAUCCGUGAGGCCCCCGCCGGCUCCGUCAUCCUCCUCCACGCCUGUGCUCACAACCCGACUGGUGUCGACCUCACUCAAGACCAAUGGAAACAGCUCGCCGUCGUCAUGCGCGAGCGCCGCCACUUCCCCUUCUUCGAUACCGCAUACCAGGGGUUCGCCUCGGGCGACCUGAACCGGGACGCCUGGGCGGUGCGAUACUUCAUCGAGCAGGGCUUCGAGCUGUGUGUCGCGCAGUCCUUCGCGAAGAACUUCGGUCUGUACGGUCAGCGCGCGGGCGCGUUCCAUUUCGUCUCGGCGCCCGGCGUGGCUGCCAAGAACGAUAUCGCCAAUGUCGCCAGUCAGCUGGCCAUCCUGCAGCGGUCGGAGAUUUCGAAUCCCCCGGCAUACGGUGCGCAAAUCGCCAGCCGUGUUCUGAAUGACGCCACCUUGUUCGCUGAGUGGGAAGAGGACCUCCGGACGAUGAGUGGGCGCAUUGCGGAGAUGCGCAAGGGUCUGCGUGAGCGUCUAGAGGCGAAGGGCACACCUGGCACAUGGAACCAUGUGACGGAUCAAAUCGGCAUGUUCAGUUUCACAGGCUUGACUGAAGCACAAGUCAAGUUGUUGCGGGAGAAGUGGCACAUCUAUAUGACCAAGAACGGACGAAUCUCGAUGGCCGGCCUCAACACACAUAACAUCGACUACUUCGCAGAGGCAGUCGACAGUGUCGUCCGGGAGACAUCAUAAAAUUCAUUUCCCUGUACCUUAUUUCAUUGAUGCCAUGUCCACUUUGUUCGUCAUUCAGAUAGCGGUUAUAUAUCCCUUAAAUAUAGAUCAAGUAUCUGCAUCA